AUGAAAGUUGAAAUGGCUAAACAUUUUAGAAUUUUUUUGAGAAUUGUAAAUAAUCAAGAAAUGAAAAUUAUAGAUAAAAAUAUUCUUGAUGAAUUAAGAAAUUGGGGAAGAGAAAAAACUCUAGGAAACAUCAAAAUAUUAGAAGAAUAUAUAAAAUAUAAAAAUGUGCUAAAUGACUAUUCAAAUAUUUUACAAGAAAAAAAAGAAAAUGAAAAUGAGCAAAUUGAGAAGGUUGCCAACUAUGUUGGAUUAACUACAAACUAUUCGAAAAAAAAAAUAAAUAAAUAA
Molecule: messenger RNA, 288 nt
Organism: Plasmodium berghei ANKA
Lineage: Eukaryota; Apicomplexa; Aconoidasida; Haemosporida; Plasmodiidae
Product: conserved Plasmodium protein, unknown function
Exons: 1
Coding region: 1-288 (95 amino acids)
Source: RefSeq, a predicted model, not a curated record